GGGGAAACGGGAAACACAGUAGCGAACAGAAAAACGCCUUCGUCUUCUCCUUCUUCCCUCCUUCUUGCGUCUUGUGGAGAUGGCAUCGGCGGUCGUGACGCCGGAAAAGCCGGCGGCGAGGCAGAGGACUCCGGUGGCGGCAAGGUUCCUGCAGUCCCCACCGGCGGCCGGUCUCACCCUCGGCUCGAACGACGACCAGCUCGAGCGCGCCCAGGCCCGUGCCGCUAGGUUUGCCGCGUCGCGGAGGAAAUCUUUCGUCGGACGCGCCGAUCGAGAAGCGCUCCCUGCGGGAGAGGACCUGCUCUGCAAGGCCCAGAUUGUCGAGCUCUUCCAGAACUGCAUCAAGCUCGCCAGUGAAAAUAAAAUAAACCAAAAGAAUACGUGGGAGCUGAGUCUUAUAGAUCACUUGAGUGUCAUUAUCAAAGUGGAAGAUGACGACACUGAGACCAAUUUCCAGAAGGCUAGCUGUACAUUGGAAGCUGGGGUGAAGAUUUACUCGUUGAGAGUUGAUUCAGCACAUUCGGAAGCAUACAAAGUUCUUGGGGGAAUUAACCGUGCAGGGCGUGAGGACGGAGAAGAAGCAGCUGCUGAAGGUGAUUGCACCAACACAGGACAGGAGGAGAAUGUGGUUAAGAAAGAAAUGGAGAAGAAGGCAUUUCCACUAUCAACACUAGAAUCAUCUUUUGAGGCUCUCAAUUUGAAGAAAUUUGAUGUGGCAUUCACUGUGGAUCCUUUAUAUCAUCAAACAUCUGCACAGUUUGAUGAAGGAGGUGCCAGAGGACUACUUUUGAACAAUUUAGGUGUUUAUGGUGGUUGUCGGGUACUUUUUGAUUCUAUGGAAGUUCCUGGAAAGAGCACUUCAGAAAAAACAAGCACAAGUUUAGAAACAAUUGACAUCUCUUUUGCAAGUGAUUGCAUUGAGAAGAUGAUGUCUGGAAUGUCCAUAAAAAAUGAAAUUUCUCCAACGCUUCAAGAUAUUGUUGCACUGUUCGAUGAAGAAAAUCAGAGACAAUUUGCAGCUUUUACAAGCCAAAAAGCAACGAGAUAUGAUAUGGAUGAAACUUGUGACAGCAUGAUGGAGCCAGAAGUGGAGAUAGAAGCAAACCAGUUUGAUGGUUAUGAACCAUGUGAUUUUGAACAUGAGGACCAGUUGAGCACCGCAGAUGAGCAUUCCACUACUAUAUUUCCGAAUUUGGUGUCUAAUGAAGAGGAUGCCCUAGGUGAUAACUAUGCACCUCAUGAAGAUGAAAGAGGUGACAACUAUGAGGAAAUGGACUAUUUAAUUUUAGGGUUAGCCUUCUCCUCAAAGACUAAUGCUUGGGCUGGUCCUGACCAUUGGAAGUAUAGGAAGGCAAAAGGUUCAGAUUCAAUUCUAGAUUCUUCAACUGAAUCACAACCAAUUGCCAAGAAACCAAAUAACAGAAAACGAGAAGCCUUUUCUAUUGAUUUCACAAGCAUAUCAGCACUGGAAAGUCUUGAUUUAUUUGCACCUCCUAAAAGCCAGAAAUCAAUACUUUUACCUGCAAAUCGUGUUCGUAGUAGCACUCUUCUUCCAGAAGACUGUCAUUACCAGCCUGAAGAUCUUGUCAAAUUGUUCCUUCUUCCCAGUGUUAUGUGCAUAGGCGGAAAAAGGAAGCACUGUUACGAGGAUUCAAGAAAUCGAAGUGACAGCUGUGAACAGCCAGAAUCAUGCCUUGAUGAAAACGAGAGCUCCUACCCUUUUGAUUUUGGAGAUGCUCAUAGUGACGUCGAUGAUUCAGAUGGCUUGGUUUCACGUCCCCGUCAGGUCAACAAAAUUGAAGUUCAGUAUGACAAGUCAUCAAAGCAAGUCGAUGUCCAUGCUUUGAAGGGGACAUUGUGGGUCUGCAUGCAAGAACUCCUUGCAACUUCUAAUCUGGAAAAUGACGAGGCCUUAUCAUUCAGGCACGUCUUACGCCGCUUGCCAGAAAACUGUCCUGCAGCUGCAGCAAAGGAUAUCUCUCCACACUUGUGUUUCAUUUGCUUACUUCAUUUGGCAAACGAGCACUGCUUAAGCAUUCAACACUCAGCCAGCUUUGAUGAGCUCUUCAUUAGAAUGCCUGCUGGAUCCCUCAAUGCUGCAAAAAUAGCCAUUUGAGGAUGCACCAACUUUGGUCAUCUAAUAAAGUUACCUGAGCUCUGCCGAUCUGAACGUGCUGACCGGGUGCUGCAUCUUGGUACUGCCUGAUCCGACUAAUUCUCGCUCCUCAUUGUAAGAUAAUGGUUCGCUCAAGUUCUGUUUCUGGUUUGCUUGAGUAUUUUGCUUCAUUUCAUGAGGUUGUAAGCACUGGUUUAAUCUUCUGUUCAUGUAAAAUCAAUUGUUAAUUA
This is a messenger RNA of Nymphaea colorata (pocket water lily), 2346 nucleotides long. Its product is annotated as condensin complex subunit 2. Gene Ontology annotation, molecular function: chromatin binding. NCBI's taxonomy places the organism in Eukaryota, Viridiplantae, Streptophyta, Magnoliopsida, Nymphaeales, Nymphaeaceae. The record is from RefSeq and is a predicted model, not a curated record. Gene Ontology annotation, biological process: mitotic chromosome condensation. Gene Ontology annotation, cellular component: condensin complex. The coding region runs from base 80 to 2116 and encodes 678 amino acids. The transcript has 13 exons.